Striga hermonthica is the source of this 2997-nucleotide messenger RNA. The record is from the annotation of a GenBank genome assembly. Lineage: Eukaryota; Viridiplantae; Streptophyta; Magnoliopsida; Lamiales; Orobanchaceae.
AUGGCGGAUCCAGGGGAUCUGGGGGACGAGGUUACUAAAAAGCUCCAGAAGUUCUCGUUAUCUGCUAAAGAAUCUGGGGGUGUCGAAAUUCAGCGCAGAGACAUUGUGUCGAGUGAGGAGGAAUGUGUGAAUAGCUUGUUUGGGAAAGUGAUUGGUGACCGCAAGGCUUCACUUCUGGGGGUAAAGCGAGCUAUGAGUACAAUAUGGCGUCUCCAUCAAAGAUUAGAGGUUCGUGAACUGGAAACAAAUUUUUUUCAGUUCAUCUUCUCCUCGGAAGAUGAUAGGAAAAGGGUUAUGGCGGGGCAUAGUUGGCUAUUCGAGAAUCAAUAUCUGGUGUUAAGAGAAUGGCGGAGGGGAUUAACCAGUAGACAUCGAAGCUUUGAUCAAGUAAACUUGUGGGUACAUGUUCUAAAUGUCCCUUUUAACUGGAUGAGCAGUGAGGUUGGGUUGAAAAUAGGGGAGGUGUUUGAGGCGGUUAAGAAUGUCACUAUCUGCAGAUUAGGAGGGGACGAGGGCAGCUUCAUUAAGCUAUUGGCAACCAUUAAUACGAAGGAGCCGUUGCCUCGAUGUACAGUGGUGAAGCUCGAAGAUCAGCAGACGAUGGUUCAAUUCAAAUAUGAACGCUUAGUAAAUUUGUGCUACUACUGUGGGUGCAUCGGCCAUCUUGAUAAAAAUUGUGAAACCCGGCUGAUGGAUAUUGAAAACAGAUGUCUGCAAGAAGGGCAAUUUGGGGACUGGCUUAAAGCUGCUGAUUUCAUCUAUGGGAACAGACAUUCGGGUAAUAGUGGCUCAGAACCUAAAGUGAGUUCUCCUGCUCCAAACCCUAAAAUGGAUACCAAUGCUGCAGCUAGUACCUCGAGGCAUCCACCACAUUCUGAGAAAGGGGAGAAUAGGGUAGGGGGCUCUUCUGUUCAUAAAUCUCUUAGUGCUAAAGAGGGGGGUCAAUCUCUGGAGUUGGUGAUGGUGUCCUCUUUGGGUGAGGAAGAGGAGAUUGCUGAAGUGGAGAUCAGGAAAGAGGAUGAUGAGAAGAGGGAUAUCAUGGUGAUUGAAGAAGCUUCUCCAUUGAUAGAUGCUGGAGUUGAAGCUGAAGUGCUGCUGGCUGAUAGUAGGAGAAUAUGGAGAAGAGCUGCAGCUAAAGCUGGUAGACUAUUGAGAAGUCCAGUGAUUGAAGGGAACCCCAUAUCUUUUAGUGGCUGGAAAAGGGAGAGAAAUAAGGAGCAAGAUCUUCAAGAGCCUGAGAAGAGCAAAGGCGGCCUUUUAUUGAUGUGGGAUCAGGAGGUUGAAAUCAGAAAACUUGAGGGAAAUGAAUUCUGUAUCCAGCCGGCGCCGGUUUCAUCAGAUUUUCCGUUAAUGGGAGUUUUCACGUUCGCCGGACUCCACACCCCUUUCAUCCCCGCUCAUGAUUCCUUCAACCGUCAAUCAUUUCCUUCCAUUCUCACUUCGUACAAAGCCCAUCGCCAUGAUUAUCGAAUUAAUCGAACCGUCCGUUCCUCGGUCGCGGAAGGCGGUCCUGUCUCCACUUCCACUUCUCCGGGAAACGAUGAGCAUCGUACAAUGUUGGAUUGCGUGAUCGUCGGAGCUGGAAUCAGCGGCCUCUGUAUAGCGCAGGCCCUAGCCACAAAGCACCGCACCUCUAAUGUCGUGGUAACGGAGGCCAGAGAGCGCGUGGGUGGAAACAUCACCACCGUCGAAAGGGAUGGUUAUCUCUGGGAAGAAGGUCCGAAUAGCUUCCAGCCCUCUGAUCCCAUGCUCACCAUGGCGGUGGACAGUGGGUUGAAAGAUGAGUUAGUGUUGGGAGACCCCAAUGCGCCUCGUUUUGUGUUGUGGAAUGGCAAGCUGAGGCCAGUGCCCUCCAAGCCUACUGACUUGCCAUUCUUUGACUUGAUGAGCUUUCCUGGGAAACUCAGAGCCGGUUUUGGGGCGAUCGGUCUGCGACCGCCCCCUCCGGGUCAUGAGGAAUCAGUUGAAGAGUUCGUGAGGCGCAACCUUGGCGAUGAAGUCUUUGAACGGCUGAUAGAGCCAUUUUGCUCUGGUGUUUAUGCUGGGGAUCCAUCGAAAUUGAGCAUGAAAGCGGCAUUUGGGAAAGUAUGGAAGCUGGAGCAAACUGGUGGUAGCAUCAUUGGCGGAACGUUCAAAGCAAUCCAGGAGAAAUCUAAAAGUCCUAAGGAAUCUCGAGAUCCGCGCUUACCUAAACCACAAGGGCAAACAGUUGGAUCAUUCAGAAAAGGCCUGUCAAUGUUACCUAAUGCAAUUUCCUCAAGCUUAGGAGAAAAAGUGAAGUUGUCAUGGAGACUUGUCACUAUUGCUGCACUUGAUGAUGGAGGAUAUUCCUUAACGUAUGAAACCCCAAAGGGAUUAGCAUCUCUGAAGAGUAGGUGUGUGGUGAUGACUGUUCCCUCCUAUGUGGCAAGUGGAAUAUUACGUCCACUUUCGGAUGCGGCUGCAGAUGCAUUGUUAAAAUUUUAUUACCCACCUGUUGCUGCUGUCACCAUAUCAUAUCCUAAACAAGCAAUUCGUGAAGAAUGUCUGAUUGAUGGUGAACUAAAGGGGUUCGGGCAGUUGCAUCCUCGUUCCCAAGGAGUGGAAACUUUAGGAACUAUAUACAGCUCAUCACUGUUUCCUAACCGUGCUCCACCCGGAAGGGUUCUUCUCUUAAACUACAUUGGUGGAGCUACCAAUUCAGGAAUUACAACGAAGACGGAUGGUGAGCUUGUGGAAUCGGUGGACCGUGACCUUAGGAAGAUGCUUAUAAACCGUAAUGCAACAGAUCCGCUUGUCCUAGGAGUGCGUGUGUGGCCACAAGCUAUUCCACAAUUUUUGGUGGGCCACCUGGAUGUGUUGGAUGACGCCCGAACUGCUCUGAGAAAACGUGGGGUUAAGGGUGUCUUUCUUGGGAGCAAUUAUGUCUCGGGCGUAGCAUUAGGCAGAUGCGUGGAGGGUGCAUAUGAUGUUGCAGCAGAUGUGAAAGAUUACUUGUCGCAGUUUACGUGUAGAUGA